Molecule: messenger RNA, 7902 nt
Organism: Vidua macroura (Pin-tailed whydah)
Lineage: Eukaryota; Metazoa; Chordata; Aves; Passeriformes; Viduidae
Gene: ZER1
Product: zyg-11 related cell cycle regulator
Exons: 16
Coding region: 773-3073 (766 amino acids)
Cellular component (GO): Cul2-RING ubiquitin ligase complex
Molecular function (GO): protein binding
Source: RefSeq, a predicted model, not a curated record
CCUGUCCGGUAAGCCCCGCCCCCUGUCCGCCUCGGGGCGCUCCCGGAGCCCCGCGGGCCCGGUCCCUGCCCUGUCCCGGCUCCCCGCGCCCCUCGGCCUGCGGGACACGGCGUGGGUCCCUCCCCGGGCACCAAGCGCCAGGACAGACCCCGCGGGCUGGAGCAGCCGGUUCCCCAAGCACUGAGGAGACCCGCGGGGUGGUUCGCGCUGUCCCGGGCACGUUCCUGCUCAUGCCAAUGGCAACCGUGAGCGGGGCCCGCGGGAAUGGCCCCGCUCAGUGAGGAGGCGCGGCGGGACUCUGGCCCUGCACUGGCGGCAGCCGCGGGCCCUAGCGAGGGACGGGCCGGGCUGCGCCGACCCGUCCCGGGAGGCCGCGGCCAAGCUCUGCCCCGCGCGGUGACGUCAGUGCCUCCGCCGCGUGGCGUCACGGCCCUGUGACGUCACUGAACAUCCCCGUCCCCGCCGGGCUCCCGCUGACCGAGCGUUCCGGCCGGGCCGGUGUUUCCGGGGAAGGACUCGCUGGCGCUUCCGGCGCGGGCGGAGGAAGUGACGGCGGGUUUGUUGACAGCGGAGGCUGCGGCGGGGGGAGCGGGCCCGAGCAGGACGCGGACCCCGGCCCGCCCCGGGGAGCCGGGACCAGCCGGGACCAGUCCCCCAUGGCGCCAGCUAUCCUGAUGACUCCAUAAAUUCAUCCCAGGACUUCAUUUGAGAGAAGGAUCUCCUGCAUCAAACGCUUCCUUCUGCUCUUCCCCUUCCCAUAAUUUCCCUCAAGAUGGCAUCCGACAGUCCCGAGUCGCUGAUGACCUUGUGCACUGAUUACUGCCUUCGCAACCUGGAGGGGACUCUCUGCUACCUCCUGGACAACGAAACGCUCCGGCUCCAUCCCGACAUCUUCCUGCCAAGCGAGAUCUGUGACAAACUUGUCAACGAGUACGUGGAGCUGGUGAAGACAGACAGCAUCUUUGAACCCCACGAAAGCUUCUUCACCCUCUUCUCAGACCCACGGAGCACCAGGCUAGCUCGGAUCCACCUGCGGGAGCACAUCGUGCAGGACCAGGACCUGGAGGCCAUCAGGAAGCAGGAUCUUAUUGAGCUCUACCUGACUAACUGUGAGAAGCUGACAGCCAAGAGCCUGCAAACCUUGGUGAGCUUCAGCCACACACUGAUCUCCCUGAGCCUCUUUGGCUGCAGCAAUAUCUUCUACGAGGAGGAGAAUCCUGGGGGCUGUGAGGACGACUGCCUGGUGAACCCCACUCGCCAGGUCUUGGUCAAGGACUUUACUUUUGAAGGCUUCAGCCGCCUGCGCAUCCUGAACCUGGGCCGCCUGAUCGAGGGGGUAAACGUGGAGACGCUGCUGCGGCCCCUGGCCUCCCUUGCAGCUCUCGACCUUUCUGGGAUCCAGCUGAAUGAUGUGGGAUUCCUGACCCAGUGGAAGGACAGUCUGGUUUCCUUAGUGCUUUACAACAUGGACCUUUCAGAGGAGCACAUCCAAGUGAUUGCACAGCUUCGCAAGCUCAGGCACCUGGAUAUCUCUCGAGACCAUCUGUCCAGUUAUUACAAGUUCAAGCUGACCCGGCGGGUUCUAAACUUGUUUGUGGAAAACCUGGUGAACCUCACUUCGCUCGACAUCUCAGGGCACACCAUGCUGGAGAACUGCACUAUCCCCAGCAUGGAGGAGAAGAUGGGCCAGACAAGCAUUGAGCCAGCAAAGAGCAGCAUUGCUCCCUUCCGGGGUCUGAAACGACCACUGCAGUUCUUGGGCCUUUUUGAAACAUCCCUCUGCCGCCUGACCCACAUUCCAGCCUACAAGGUGAGUGGAGACAAGAACGAAGAGCAAGUCCUGAAUGCCAUCGAGGCUUACACCGAGCACCGGCCGGAAAUCACUUCCCGGGCCAUCAACCUGCUUUUCGACAUUGCCCGCAUCGAGCGCUGCAGCCAGCUGCUGAGAGCCCUCCAGCUGGUGAUCACAGCCCUCAAGUGCCACAAAGAUGACAAAAACAUCCAGGUGACAGGCAGCGCCGCGCUGUUCUACUUGACCAACUCUGAGUACCGCAUGGAGCAGAGCGUGAAGCUGCGCCGCCAGGUCAUCCAGGUGGUGCUGAAUGGCAUGGAGUCCUACCAGGAGGUCACAGUCCAGCGGAACUGCUGCCUGACACUGUGUAACUUCAGCAUUCCCGAGGAGCUGGAGUUCCAGUACCGCCGAGUGAACGAGCUGCUGCUGAACAUCCUCAACCAAAGCCGGCAGGACGAAUCCAUCCAGCGCAUCGCUGUGCACCUCUGCAAUGCCCUGGUCUGCCAGGUGGACAACGACCACAAAGAAGCCGUGGGCAAGAUGGGGUUUGUCAUGACAAUGCUAAAGUUGAUUCAGAAGAAGUUGGCUGAUAAAACGUGUGAUCAGGUGAUGGAGUUCUCCUGGAGUGCCCUCUGGAACAUCACUGAUGAGACCCCAGAUAACUGUGAGAUGUUCCUUAACUACAGUGGCAUGAAACUGUUCUUGGAGUGCUUGAAAGAGUUCCCAGAGAAACAGGAGCUGCACCGCAACAUGCUGGGCCUCCUGGGCAAUGUGGCAGAAGUGAAGGAGCUCCGCCCACAGCUCAUGACCUCCCAGUUCAUCAGUGUGUUCAGCAACCUGCUGGAGAGCAAAGCUGAUGGGAUUGAGGUGUCAUAUAAUGCCUGUGGAGUGCUCUCCCAUAUCAUGUUUGAUGGUUUAGAGGCCUGGGGGAUCUGUGAGCCUCACAGAGAAGAAGUUGUGAAGAGGAUGUGGGCAGCCAUCCAGAGCUGGGAUAUCAAUUCCAGGAGAAAUAUCAAUUACAGGUCAUUUGAACCAAUCCUUCGACUUCUUCCACAAGGGAUCUCCCCAGUCAGCCAGCACUGGGCCACCUGGGCACUCUACAACCUGGUCUCUGUCUACCCUGACAAGUACUGCCCACUGCUGAUCAAAGAAGGUGGGAUUCCUCUCCUGAAGGACAUGAUUAAAAUGGCCUCAGCACGACAAGAGACCAAGGAAAUGGCCCGGAAAGUUAUAGAGCACUGCAGUAACUUUAAGGAGGAGAACAUGGACACUUCCAGAUAGAGGCAAUCACCCAAUGCCUCUUGCCAGCACUGUAUCCAGCUUCUCUCUAACUCACUGUACAUAGGGAGGACUCUUUCUUACCAACUCGCCCGUUGGAAGGAAACUUUAUGUGUGUGUGUGAGACCCUCAGUAGAUGAAGGUGAAUAGGGGAGGGGGGAGGGACUUUUUGCACAACAAAAUGCUUUCCUUAACUUAGUGGACUUUUUUGUUAUGAAGUUUCAGGUUGAAGUUCUGUGUGUAUGAUUUCUGUAUAAAAAGAAAACAAAAAACAAAGACAAUUACAUUUAUGUAUCUUUUAACCUUUUAUUUUAGACCACACAGAGAGCCUCAAAUGACCAUGAGCUUGAAGACCUAGUUGUGUGAUCACUAGUGUGACAUGUUUAUUUCCUACUUUUUAGAAAAUUCCCUUUUGCUGUACUGCAUGAGGUCCUGUGAUGUCUGCAAGAACACCGGUCCUGAAUCAGCAUUGGCUGCUCAGUGGGGCAACAGGCAGUGAUGAGUUAUUUAUUUGGUUAGAGAGGUUGGGGGACACAAUACCAGAGAGAUAGACCAAAAGAAUUGACAUUUUAGUGAGACUUAGAAAUGGAAAAACUAGAGAAGAUCUUUGAAGCUAAUUCACUCCCUUAAGGGCUUUUUAAUAGAAGACUCACAUUAAUGGAAACAUUGCUAAUUCUAUGUGGGUCAUUUGGAAGUAAGACAUUCCCAAUGAAGUCAAGAGGUCUGUUUUGUCCCCAUUGGCAGUACAGUAGGAUCUGCCAGCCCACCCAGCCUCAAAAGGUCAGGGAUGACCAGUAGAACCAGUUAUUCAUUCUUGGCUACACAGAGCUUCUCUCUUGAAGGGAGUCUGUGCAACAAGGCACAAGGUUUGUUCACAAAGGGCUACAUAUCUUCAUUCCAGUCCUUCACCACCUUUUUUAGUUGUGUUCUGUUUUGUAGGGAAGGGCUACAAAGCCAGAGUAUUUCCCUCUGCAUACUAUUCUCUGCUAGGCCCUAGUCCUGAGCAGCUGUACCCCCUCAUGCAAGUCCCAGAAGGGACUGGAGCUGUUCUGCCCUUCCUCAGUCUGUGUCAUCACAAGCUGUACUCAGUAGCAUCACACUCUCCCUCACUCUCCUGCUCACUGCAGCACAACUGCUGGAAUUGGAGGUGGGGAGUCUCCAGGCACCCUCUGAAGGGCAGUCCCAGGAAACAGCACCUUUUGUUCCACCCCAACAUCUUCCCCCUAUUCUCAGAAGCAGAAGGCCCUAUUCCUCUCUGACUCCCAGAAGCACUUACCAGUGCAGUCCCAGUCCCAUCAGCAGCAUUACUCCAGUCUGUGUGACACAGGUGAGAGGAAAGUCCCACUGAGCUGGUCUUCACCUGUGACACUCCAGACCUAUAAUGGCUCAAGAAGCUGAAGGCCAAGGUUUGCCUCACAGCCAGGCACUCAACAGCACAGUUGUCUAUGUCAUAGCCCACUGCUCAUCACAGUUCUUUGACAAAUCUUCCCUUAGAAGGGACUCAGAAAAGAUGCCGUGCCUGGUAGAAGGAAGAUGAGCCCAUGGCCAUGCAGGCUGGGACAUUUCAGGCCUCAGAGCACAGUAACUCGCUGCUCUCUUCCCUUGUACCCUUUGCUCUCGGAUUUGAGUCGCUGCUAUGAGGUUCUGCUAAUGCUCAGAGUUCAUGUUGUCCUUGUGAGCACGUUAGAGAUGGAUCCUUGAUCCACAAACUGACACUUUAACUGACAAAACACAACUGCCUGGAGAGGUUUACUUUUACUGCCAAUACGGUGUUAUUCAAUGUCUUUUUUUUUUUUUCUUUUUAACCAUACGUCAAUUUGUUUUGGUAUUGUGAGAUCUGUACUAUUUUCUUUUAAGUAUUUUUCAAACUUAUAUAUAUUUUUGUGUCACUUUUAAAUUGUUUUCAUAAGAUUGCAAAACUUGACAAAUUAUACUUUUUUGCAGUCAUUUGAAAUGUAUUUUUCUCUUAUUCUUGUUUCCCAAGAAUUUGUGUCCCUAUGAGCUUUUAGAUGGGGAAGCUUAUUUCAAGAUCUGUUUUCUGUGUAACAUUUGCUAAUCUUCCUUCUAGAUGCAAAACUAAGAGGGGCUGCAAAUACAGCCUUGGUUGUUAGGGGAGUCAGGCUUUGCUCUUUAGCCUCCAUUUAGUGCUGCUGUCCUUGGGAAGUUGUUUCACAUGGCAAUACCACCCACCACAUCUGCUUCCUUUCCAAUGCCCAUGUAGUGAAAGCUCCUGCCACUAAAAUCUUGAACCAACUGACAAAAAGCACUCAAGAUUCUGACCAUGUUGGCAAGGUAGGAGUAGAGCAGAAGGGGACAGAUGACAGAUAUGAGGUAUCAGAAAGCCUUGUCCCCAGAAAGCAGCUGCCACGCUGGGGAGACAGUGGAGCUGGGAAACUCCCAUCUCAGCUGGAGCAGAUCCCAGCCUCUCACUGCAAUCCAAGCCAAGCAGCUGGGCUCUAUUCUGAGACUUUAGCACAACUACGUCAAGGCUAAUAAUAACCAAUGCCUUAAGACCCCAAAGGUUUGGGGUGCUUCCACAAGUUGAGCAGUUACUGGAGUCUCACCUGCUGCAUCCCAAACUAACAAGAUCCACGCUGCAUCAAAGCUGUUUCACACUGCAGAGGUAACUUCUGUUCUCACUGCUCACAGAAUCUCAGCAAGCUGUACCUCAGCCUGAACCAGGUUAAAAAGAUUUCAAUUUCCCAGCAAUAAGGAGAUGAAUGGAACCAGGCCAGGCUGUCAGAAAAGCUCAGCUUGCUGAAAUCUGUCACCAUUCCCAGGUGAAAGAGGGAACUCUUAACUGGGCAACUGCAGAAAGCCUCACGUAAGAUUUUGAGUCAGGCCACCAGCAAGGUAAAUGCCUAAAGCAGCACAUUAAAAGGAGUAACACCCCUGUUAGAGUAACAUGAGCUUUGCCUACAAGUUUCAGUGUCUUCAAGAUUUUGUGAGCUGAAAAAUAACAUUUUCCCUUCAGUAAGGAUCAAAGAGUAAAAAGUAUCCUUUGAGCACCAGAGCACAAUCCAACAAUUCCCCUAAUCAGAAGUCUGAAACUAGUUUGGGCCGCAGUCUCCCUAACUGAAACAACGGUAUAUGCAUGACCUGCAAACGUUUUUUGGUGGCAAGGAUUUAACUGGUGCCAUAGAUGCAGAGCUGAGGACAGAACAGGAGAGUUGCCUGCAGACAUCACAUCAAUGUUCUGCAAAGGAAGCGAGGGCCAAGUGGCAGAUUUUUUAUGAAGGUUUAAUGUAAAAGGGGAAGUUGGAUACCCUGAAAUGCUUGACUGCUCCAGGGAUGCCUUUCAGGCCUUCCAGCUUUGCUGGAUCAAAGGAACAAGCCAGGAAACUUCAGCUCCACACAAAAUUAUACAGCCAGUGAUCAACCCUGCUCAGAAAACCAGAAUGGGGUUCUGUUUUUCAAAUGAAAAUCCAGCUGUAGAGAAGUUCAUAGCACGUAAGGAUAUUGCAGAGGGGCUCCUUGUGCUCAAUAGCUGUUGGCCCACUCAGACUCUUCAUGUUUUCACUACUACAUUUCCUUUAAUAUUCCAAAGCUUGGCAAGCAGAGCAUGAACAUGUACAACAUGUAUAACAACUCAGUAGCUCCCUGCAGAGACUGUGCAAACAAAGGAACCCUCCACCUGAACUGUGUGUGGUUUCCUUCCUGGCUGGAGGCUGCCCUGUCCUCCAGUGGCCCUUGUCAGUGACCCAGCAGUGCCAGGUGUCCAUGUUCUCUGGAGCAGAUAAGAGCAAACUGGUGAGCAACUUCCCACCAGUGCUUCCAUUUUACAAAAUCUGUGGGAGGAAUUGCUCAUAAGGAUUGGCAUCUACUUGGAUGAUGUUUAACACCCAGAAGCACCAGACUUUCUCAUCUAGACCAAGCCAAGAAAGUUUAGCACUGAUAUUUGUGGCAAUCAGAACACUGCAGAUAAUUCAUCUGCACCAUGGCUGCUGUUUCCCUGCACCUUCCUACUGAAAUUACCCUCUUCAGCACUGAAUCCUACCCAGCUUGUCACCUUGGCUGGGCUUCUGCUGCUGUCACUCUGGCCUCUGCAAAAGAUGAGUGGGAAGAAAAGUCUUGGAGCUGUGAGUCAGUUCCCUCUCAUUACCUGAAGAAGGCAAUUAAUUACCAGUAGGGCAAGAGCUAGAGGGCACUGCAGUCAGGCACUAUCCAUAGAAAAGACAUUUCCUUGAGACUGUUUAGGGAGGAAUCUGCCACAGCUCAGGUGUUAGAGGACAGCUUGUGCUGGAAACAGAUAAUUAAAAGUAGGGAAACAGCUGGUCUCCAAGACAACCAUGUAUAUGGAUGAAGCACAGAGGGCAAUACUCAUCAGGAAUAGAUGAAAAGCAACACAGGGGCUGAAGGAGAAGAGAGCACUUAAGGAAUGAGGGAGAUACUCUGCUGAACUGAAACACUUUUGCUUUAGCAGACUGUUUUGAUUUCAUAUAAUUGUCACUGAUUCUCUCUGUAACUCUUGUUUUAAAAAAAGUUUUUAAGCUAACUAAAUAUGUAUUUCCUUGUUUUGCAAUGAAAAUACCCUCAGUUAUAAUGAGCAAGUGUCUCCUUUUACUCUGUCCAUGGACCUGCCUGAUGCUGAGGCCUGGUUCAAAUGUUUGUACCUGGUGAAACUGAGCAAAAAAUCAAAAUGCACAACUGUUGCUUCCUUACAAUUCUGAAUGAAUUAACUUUUCUGUUGUAUCCGUUGGAUACCCUCUGUGUAUUAAACCUAGCGCUCAAGAGUGUCUUCUUCCUUUGUUCUAUGAAUGUGGUUUAUUUAGGUACAUUACUGGUCCAUUGGCUGUCAUAUAUUUAAUUAAAAAUGAACUGCCACGUGUUGA